This is a messenger RNA of Cinara cedri, 2118 nucleotides long. Lineage: Eukaryota; Metazoa; Arthropoda; Insecta; Hemiptera; Aphididae. The record is from the annotation of a GenBank genome assembly.
AUGAACAAAUCAAAUGAAAACUAUUUUUCAUUGAUUACAUCUAAAAUUCCUGUUGACUUAGCGUUUGAUUUUUUUACUUUAAAUGAUGUACAUCAGUGUUUGGAAUAUCUUACUUUGUGGUACUGUAAAAUUGGCUGUAUUCAAUUAUUUGAUUGUGAUAAAAUUGUAGACUUAAAUACGGUAUUGCAUCAGGAUUUAACAAAUAAAGUAAUUGCAAAACUUCCACAAGUGGAUCAUACUGAUUAUAAACUUCAAAAACAAAUGGAAAAUAGGUUUAACAACAAUCUCAGAAUGUUGUAUACUUUUAGUAUUAAACAAUUUUUAAUUGAUCUAAAAUUACCAAAUGAUUUUGUAAACAUGGCAAGAGUUAUUUGUACAUAUUUAAAAAAAAAUGUACAGUUUUAUUUCAACGUAGCAGUAACAGAAAACUCUUGGGAUUCUUGGAACACUUUUAGAAACAUGACUGGUUAUAGCCUAAAACUUGGUAUUGUAUUGUGUCUCACAAAAUAUAUACCAACUGAUGAUGAGAUAAGUAGAUGGAUUGGUGAACCUGUGCAUGGUUUAUCGAUCAACAUAGACAUUUUUGUUUUAAACAAAAAAGGAUAUCCAGUACUCAGUAAAGAACAUGAAGAUAUUUUGAAAAUUGCAUUACAACAAAAGUGGACCAUAGUUUUAUCAGGCGAUCCAUUACCUAACAUGUUAGAUUAUUUUUAUUACAUCAUGUUUAUCGCUAAGAACACUACCAUAUCAUCUCCAAUGUUUGAAUAUAAUGAUAUUCUACAAUUACCUUUGCAACCACUUAGGGACAACCUAACGUCAUCCAUUUAUCAUGUAUUUGAAUUGGAUCCAGUUAAAUAUACACAAUACCAAAAGGCGAUAUACACGGCAAUCAUUGAAAAGAAGGUUAAAAAAAUUAUUUUAGCUGUUAUUGGUGCUGGUCGAGGUCCUUUGGUUAAAGCUAGUUUAAGAGCUGCAGAUUUAGCAGCUGUAGACAUUAAAGUAUAUGCCGUUGAAAAAAAUGAAAAUGCUAUACCGUCAUUACUGUUAUAUCAAAAAAACAUAUGGGGCAACUCUGUUGAAGUGGUUUUCACUGAUGGACGGGAUUGGGAUCCUCCAGAAAAAUGUGAUAUAAUGGUAUCUGAACUUUUAGGAUCAUUUGGAGACAAUGAAUUGUCACCAGAAUGUCUUGAUGGCGCUCAAAAAUGUCUGAAAGAUGAUGGAAUAAGUAUACCUUGUGAAUAUUCUUCAUAUUUGAGGCCUGUAAUGUCACAUAAAUUAUUUAGUCAAACUAUAAAUAAUAAUAUUACUGAUGAGUCUUGUGCUUCAUCUUCAAAAGUUGCUAGGUUUGAACAAUCCUACAUUGUAUCACAGCAAAACAGUUAUAAACCAACCAAUACUCAAAAGUUGUUUUCAUUUAAACACCCCAAAAAAGUCUUGGAUAGCAAUUCGCGCUAUAAAUGCCUUAAAUUUCAAAUUUCUUCUAAUAUGCAAUUGCACGGUUUUAGUGGCUAUUUUGAUGCGAUAUUAUAUAAAGAUAUUAUAAUAAGUAUAGAACCAUCAACUUACAGUUUUGGUAUGUUCAGUUGGUUUCCUGUCUAUUUUCCAAUUAAGGAUACAAUGCUUGUUAAAUCAGGUAACAUUAUAUCUGUCCAUUUUUGGAGAUGCUGUGAUGAUUCUAAAGUAUGGUAUGAAUGGUGUGUAUCUUCUCCAAAACAAUCAUCAAUCCACAACUGUAGAGGCAAAUCUAGUUCAAUGCAAUUAUAAAACGUACCUAGCGGUUGGUUUACAUUAUUAUUAUUUUUUAAUUUUAAUUUAUUUGAUUUGGCCAAAAAGUAAAAAUUAUUUUACAAAAUUUAAAUUGUAAUUUGAUAUUAUAUUUUGUUAAAUGUAUAAAUUAUAUAUUAUAUUAUGUAAUUUGGUCAGUUAAUUUUUUUAAAUAUUUGAAUUAAAAUUUAUGAUAAGUACCUACAUACUGAUUAAUACCUACUUAUAAUUUAAGGUUUUUUAUUUUAUAACAUAAUGUUUUCCUUGUAAUGUAAAUAUGUACGAUAAAUUUAUGAAUAUUGAAAUUGCUUGUAAUAAAUUUAUUGAAACUCAAUAAUAAUCAUAGUACAGCCA